AGAUGCUGUUUCGAGGGAUCUAAGCUGCUUUCUAAUUAAAACUGCAAAGAGCAAUGGAGAAUUUAGGCAAAGACGACGAUUCUCCGGACUCUUCCCUGACAUCCACUGCAGCCCGUGAGGCGUAUGCUGUGCCAGAUGUUAUCAUAACCCGMCGCUUGAGGGACCGGGAGAUGCUCAGAAAAAGAAAGGCAGAAGCCCUGGAGAAAGAUGCAGCUCAGUGGAUUGUAAGGGACUACAAGAGCAAGCAGCAAAGGAGAGGCCGAAAAGGCAARAGAGGACGGCGCCGUCAGACGGUGGUGAAGGCUGUCCUGGAGUCAGAGCCAGAGCUGGAGCCCCAGCUCAUCCCAGAGGAGAUGGCUGAGCCAGAGUCCUCUGAGCUGGUGCUGCCUGAACCCAUCUAUCCAGAGCAGCCACCUGUGCUGACCAUCCAGAAUGUGGUCAGCGGGAUGCAGGCACCGGCGAGGGAAGUGGAGCUGGCAGCUGGGAGCUUGGACCCUGCUGACAGUAAGAAAGGCGUGGCUGCGCACGACAAAUCUUAUCGCAAACUAAAUAAGGGAGAGAUAAAGCCCUCCUAA
Messenger RNA from Malurus melanocephalus (red-backed fairy wren), 575 nucleotides. RefSeq names its product hemogen (gene HEMGN). The transcript has 4 exons. Lineage: Eukaryota; Metazoa; Chordata; Aves; Passeriformes; Maluridae. Gene Ontology annotation, cellular component: nucleoplasm. Bases 54 to 575 code for a protein of 173 amino acids. Gene Ontology annotation, biological process: regulation of osteoblast differentiation; cell differentiation. The record is from RefSeq and is a predicted model, not a curated record.